AUGGCCAAAAUCCAGGAGGUUUGGCACAUUCAAGAGGAAGGAUAUCUUGAAUUGGUGAAAAAGAAUCCGGGAAGGCCCAACUAUGAACGAUCGCCCACACCAUGCCCGUUGAUCGUCUCCGUAAGCCCGGGCCGUCAGCGACGAGCUACUUCUCGCUUGAACACACCCGGCGUCACAGUGUCUCCGCCAGAGAGAUGGGACUCUACUACUCCCGCACCUUCCCGACGUAAUGGAGCGACUGGUAUUGAGGAUCAGCGGGACCAGCGAUCCUCACUUGCUCCACCAGACCCCACUUCUGCCCCUGGUCGGCCUCGAGACUCUAAUCGGAUCGCGUCUUACUCUCCGGGGCCUAUAAUCCAAAUAAAUAUAGAAGAAUUCAUGGCAAAAAUGGCAAGAAAAGAAAAUUGGGAUCAAAAGAGUGCAGCGGAGCGGAAGAUAGCGGAAGCGAGGGCCCAGGCUCUGUUUGAGAUGCUUCAGGAAGGAGUGUGA
Messenger RNA from Penicillium malachiteum, 489 nucleotides. RefSeq lists its product as uncharacterized. The transcript has a single exon. NCBI's taxonomy places the organism in Eukaryota, Fungi, Ascomycota, Eurotiomycetes, Eurotiales, Aspergillaceae. The coding region runs from base 1 to 489 and encodes 162 amino acids. The record is from RefSeq and is a predicted model, not a curated record.